AUGGCCGUGGUGCUCGGCGCGUUCGUGCCGGACACCGCGGCGCGGUGGCGCAGCGUGGCGAAGGGAGAGGUGGCGCGGGAGCUGGGCGUCGCGGCGGUGGCAAGUAAGCUGGCGGCGAGGUUGGAGAGAGUGGCCGCGGCGGUUGACGACGCCGAGGCGCGGGCGGCGCGCAGGGACGACGACGCCUCCGAGUGGCUAGCCACGGUGCGCGCAACGGUGUACGAGUCCGACGGCGCCGUCGACCGGUUCAAAGUCGCGGGGCGCCGGUACAGGGACAGGGAACCGCAGCAACAGCAGCAGGCUCUCCCUUGGCUGCUAUCCUCGUGCUGCGAGAACGAUGCCGAGCCACGCCGCGAGGUGGCCGCCGAGAUCAAGAACGCGAGCAAGAAGCUCAAGGCUGUCCUGAAGGAGCAGCGCCGGCUGCAGCUCAAAGCAUCAUCGGCCGCUGAUCGCACCGUCCAGACACGGACGGUGCUCCGGCGCCGGAAUCACCACGGCAUCGUCGGCAAAAGGAUCGAAGACGACACACGCCAGCUCGUUGAUCGGCUGACGCAGACGCAGGGCAGAGCCGCAUGCGAGGUCGUGGCCAUCAUCGGGCCAGACGGCAUUGGCAAGACCACGCUCGCCAAGGCGGUAUACGAUAGUGCGAGGGUGCGCUGCAUCUUCGAGAUAAGGUCGUGGGUUCGCCUACGCAGGGGGUACACCGAGGCCGGCCUGCUCUCGCAGGUCGUCGACGCCGUCGGUGGCGACACAGCAGGGGACGAGAGCGUCGCCGACCUCGAGGCAAUGCUGGCCGGCCUGGUGGCUAACAAGAGGUUCUUGCUGGUGGUCGACGACGUGUGGUACGGCGGGCAAUGCUUUCUGUACUGCUCGCUGUUUCCCCCGGGCUUCGCCGUGGACAGGCGAGCGCUCGUGCAGCAGUGGGUAGCCGAACGGUUCGUGCAGACCAGGGUCGGCGCCACCGUCGAGGAGGUAGCCGAGGAGUACUACCACGAGCUCGUCGGACGGAACCUUCUCCAGACGACAGAGGAAGACGCGCACAGCGGCGGCACGGAGAGGUGCACGAUGCACGAAAUGCUACAUGCUCUGGCGCAGCUGCUCUUGCAGGGCGAGGGCUUCACCGGCAAUGCCCAGCGGCCGCUCGACGACGGCGAUGGCUCCUUCGCGCUGAGGCGCGUCUCGCUUCCUGGAAGAAACAUGGCGGCAGUAUCUGACUGGGUUCUGAGUUCAGAUAGGAUAAGAACACUGCUGCUUCCCAAGAACCCACUGGCAACAGCAGGAAAAAUCUUCGAAAGGAUGCAUCAUCUGAGAGUCCUAGACCUGAGUGAAACAGGACUUGAGCUCGUUCCAGAGACAUUGGGGAAUCUAGUUCAUCUGAGGUUCCUGAACCUGUCCGGGACAAGGAUACAUGCAGUUCCAGAGUCCAUCGGCAACCUGACGAGCCUCAAGUUCUUGCUGCUCAGAGAGUGCAAGUCACUGCAUGCUCUGCCCAAAAGCAUAGAGCAUCUGAGAGGACUCAGAGACCUUGAUCUUGCCGGAACGGUGAUCAAUGCUGGCGCGUUCCGAGUAGGCGAGCUGAGAAGCCUCAAGUCGCUCCGGUACUUCGGCGUGACAAGCACAGAAGCGCGUGCCACACAAGAUAGGGGAGAGUGGCCUCUGGCUGAGCUCAAGCACUUGUACCAGCUGAGGACACUCCAUGUACAGAAGUUAGAGAAGGCUGCCAGCCCGGCCGAGGCAGCCGAGGCGGCACUCGCUGUAAAGACAAGCCUCAGGGAGCUCGCGCUAUCAUGCAGUGGCAAUGUCAAUCUGUUUCAGGCACCAGCUGAGGUCAGGAAGAUUGAGGCUGUUUUUCAAGAGAUGAACCCUCCAGAAUGCCUGGAGUCGCUCAAGAUUUCCAACUAUUUUGGGGCAAAGUUCCCGACAUGGCUGUCAGCGAUCUUGCUUCCGAAUCUCCGCCGUCUCGACAUCAUAGGGUGCAACCUCCCCCUUCCUCCACUAGGUCAACUGCCAGAGCUGAGAUCAUUGCACGUUGCCGAUUCUUCAGCUCUCAAGUUCAUUGAUGCAGAGUUCAUGGGCUGCAAUCACCACCAGGUACCUUUUCCAAAGCUCGAGAACCUGCACUUGCAAGGGUUGCAUAAGCUCCAGAGAUGGAUGGAGAUCGAGGCAGAGGCGUUGCCUUGUUUGCAGGCGAUGCAGUUAGAGAGCUGCCCCGAGCUGCGACGUCUGCCUGGUGGCCUCAGACAUGUGACAUCCCUGAUGGAGCUGCGCAUAGUGGACAUGGCAAGCAUCAAGGCUGUGGAGGGCAUUGCUGCAUUGAGGGAAUUGAGCGUUUGGAACACCCCCAAUCUGAAGAAGAUAUCAAGCAUGCCUUCCCUUGAGGACCUUAGCAUAUCGCACUGCCCAAUGCUGCAGAUUGUGGAGAACGUUGACAGGCUGCAGGCCGUGCACAUCUUUGAUCAUCAAUUGCAGGAGAUUCCAAGAUGGAUCAAGCCUCUUGCGGGAAAGCUGCAGUCGCUGGAUGUCACGAGUACAAUCAAGGUGCUGAAAAGGUGUCUGGUUGAUGGCCCAGACUGGCCCCUGAUCAAGGACAUUGUACAAGUACACGGGCUGACCAUCGGUCCCGGUUAUGUAUACUAUGCCAAGAACCCUUACAUCUUCGAAAGCAAUGUGAAUUCUCAAAGUAAACUUAGCAUGGAACGAAAAACUGUUGAUUCUGAUAAUGCCGAUGAUGCGUCAGCAGGAAACACAAAUGUCAAUCAAGAUGAUCUGGUUUCAGCUUCAAGUACUGGUUAUCAAGAAAUCAGUGGCUUCUUUGACUCAAAACCGGUUAAGAAAGAAGCUAUCAGGACUGAAGACAAUGUGAACCGUAGGGACACACACAGGUCUGUGCAGAGGAAUAGCCAACGUCGCAUGCAUAAGCUGGCAGAAAUUAUCCCUGAAGACGGUGAAGCUGAGGAAGAUGCACAUUCAGUUGUGAUCCUUCCUGCUCAUCCAACUAAAGCCCAUGCGCAAGUGGAGAAAUUGCAUGUUGUUGUUACUGAUAAUCGUAGUGAAGACUCUGAUAUGGGUUUGUCAAAAUUUACCCCUCAUGAAACUGGUCCUGAUGCCAUCACUUCAGUCCUUACCAGGCGAAGAAGGUCAGAGAUGGGAAAAGAUGUUCCCACUGAUGCUGGCACUUCUGGAGGUACUUCUGUUAACAAAUCUGCUGCUGCAGCUGGUCAUAGCUUGGCUCAUGAAGGGUCUCGAGCGAUCAAUAGUACUGAAAUUGAUCAAAAUUUGAACGUCAGUUCACUUCGAAGCAAGGAAUGCACAUUGAAUAAAGGAGAUAACUUUGCUAACAUCAGUAGACAGGCCAGGAGAGUUGAUGACAGUGGAAGUAAGGUGCAAACACAAGUAGUCAACAGGGACACUAAAGAAUUGGGCGAUGAUAGAACUGAAAAUGUUUCACCUGCAAUCAUGGCUCACUCCAGGAAAGUAACAUUCAACAUAGGAAACGAUGAUCAUAUGGAUGCCACUAUUUAUUCACCGAACACAGCCAAUCAGAAUGCCGGCAAGAUAAAUGAGAUAGCAACUGCAGGUACAAAUGCAGCAACUAUGCCAGAUAUUCCACCAGACGGAGAAGUGGCACAAGAAUCUGCUGCUACUAUUGAUAGCAGCUUAACCCUUAAAGGUCAUCACACCGCAAGUAUUACUAAAGCUUCUCCUGACUUCCGUUUACUCUGUGAUGAACAACGGUUAUCCAGUGAAGGAAAAGAGGUUCCCAACACUGCCAAAGGUCCGACUUCUAGUGCUGUUGACAGCAUUGGUGGUCAUAUAGAGGGCAAGAGCACCAGUUUGCCAGCCAAUCCAAUAACAAAUCAUGAAGAAUCUAAAGCAACCAGUGUUACUGAAACCAGGUGUGAUUCAGAGCCUUGCAGGUUACCUGCAAGUUUAGCCUGGCGCAAGCAACGGGCAGUGAAGAAGCAAGAAGCUAGUUUCGCAGAUCCUGGCAAUGGCAUAGGCGCAUCCAUCAAGACAAUUCCAGGCAUGGCAAGAAAAACCUUGGACAAAUGCAAGGUUGGGUCAGUGGAGCAUCCAUCUACUGAAGUAUCAGCGAACACUAAUCCAGAGUGGAAGCCUGCGUUCACCCCAUCUUGCACCACCGAAGCUACCAUGGCAAUCAGACACCACGCCAACCGCCACACCAAUGACAGCGCGCAUUGCUCCAUCGACGUCAAGGCCGAGGACCCGCAUGAGGCACCAAAGGUGUACACCGCCAUUUGGGCCGACACCGACACGGACACCCUGCGAGCUCGGUUCCUCAGCUCGAUGCAGUACUACCGUAAGAUGGCAUCACGCCGCCGUCGCCGCCAUAGGACGAAGCGUGGCUCUGGGAGCAAGUGGAGCAUCGGCCCAGUGUUGGUGGUCGUCCUCCUGGUCGUCUCCAUGGCGCAGCUGCUGUUCAUCGUCUGGCUGUACCGCAGGCUCCUGAACCAAAAGUAGCGACCAAUGGUGGAACUUCAGUUUAGCAAUUGUAACAGCAUUCCUGUCGGGAAAUGGAAUACUAUCCUGCGCUCUUGCAAUUUUUGCAUCGAAUUGGUGGUUUCUUAAGAUCUAGAAUAUGAGUAAUCGUCGCCGCAUCAUGUA
Lolium perenne is the source of this 4626-nucleotide messenger RNA. The record is from RefSeq and is a predicted model, not a curated record. Lineage: Eukaryota; Viridiplantae; Streptophyta; Magnoliopsida; Poales; Poaceae.